CGUAUCGAUGUUUCCAUCGAUGUUUCUCCACUCUAAGCUACGUACAGCCUAGAUUUCAUCUACAUUUUAUAUACGAAUUUAUUGUUUUCCUGCGCCGUUAAUUGCAAUUACUGCACGGAAAUCAAGAGUCGCACCGUCGAGGAGUCCGCCUGUCGCACCGUUAGCCGCGAACGAGACGUGAAACGUGCCCCAGCAACUGCGCCGCGCGCGAGAGCGAGAGAGGGAAAGAGGAGCGGAAAAACAAGGAGGAGCUAGCUGAAAAGGCAGCAACAAAGAAGCCCAUACACACAUUCACCCACACACACACACGCACACAACAAGCGCACGGAGAGAGAGACUGCAGCUGCGGGCGCUCGACAAAGAGAGUAAAGCAUCGAUCGCGAGAGAGAAACUGUGACUGCAACUGUGACCGCGACUGCGACAGCGACUGUGACUGCGAGAGCGACUACGGCAAAUCGAAAACGGACGCCAAAUGACGGAAUACAAACUGGUGGUCGUGGGAGCCGGAGGCGUGGGCAAAUCCGCGCUCACCAUCCAGCUGAUCCAGAACCAUUUCGUGGACGAGUACGAUCCCACAAUCGAGGACUCCUACCGAAAGCAAGUGGUUAUCGAUGGGGAAACCUGCCUGCUGGACAUCCUGGACACCGCCGGCCAAGAGGAGUACUCGGCCAUGCGCGAUCAGUAUAUGCGAACCGGCGAGGGCUUCCUGCUGGUCUUUGCCGUAAACAGUGCGAAGUCCUUCGAGGACAUCGGCACCUACCGUGAGCAGAUCAAGCGCGUGAAGGACGCCGAGGAGGUGCCCAUGGUGCUGGUGGGCAACAAAUGUGAUCUGGCCUCGUGGAAUGUGAACAACGAGCAGGCAAGAGAAGUGGCCAAACAGUACGGCAUUCCAUACAUUGAGACAUCCGCGAAGACGCGCAUGGGCGUGGACGAUGCAUUUUACACACUGGUGCGCGAAAUCCGCAAGGACAAGGACAACAAGGGACGGAGGGGCCGCAAAAUGAACAAGCCGAAUCGUAGAUUUAAAUGUAAAAUGCUCUAAACGGCCUCGCAUCGGUUAUUAUUCACUUUUUAUUUCUUCAAAUGUCGCCUGAUUGUCUGUAUGUGCGUCGGCGAAUCGCCGAUCGUCUCGGGAUCGAUGGUUUGUCCAUUCUGGACAUGCAAUGCGAAAAACACACACAUGUGGCAGCGUGUUGGUCGGUGCAAUUGUCAGAUAAAAAGAGAGAAAUUGUAAUUAAUUUAAGUAACUAGAGUUUUAUGUACGUCAAAAUGAUUUUGUGAAUGUGUGUGUUUUGUGUCGUUUGAAAGGCUGCGAGGCGCCCUUUUAAGAGUAUUAACAAUAACAAGCAAACAAAAACGAACGAAGCAAAUCGAAAACGAAAAUGAAUAUGUACCUCUACAUAAAAACUAUGAAUACUGUUGUAACUGCCUUGGUUCAGCUGCUAUAUCCGUUUGUUUUCAACCAGCACUAAACUCGA
Molecule: messenger RNA, 1478 nt
Organism: Drosophila takahashii
Lineage: Eukaryota; Metazoa; Arthropoda; Insecta; Diptera; Drosophilidae
Gene: Ras85D
Product: ras-like protein 1
Biological process (GO): epidermal growth factor receptor signaling pathway; Ras protein signal transduction
Cellular component (GO): plasma membrane
Molecular function (GO): GTPase activity; GTP binding; GDP binding
Source: RefSeq, a predicted model, not a curated record